AUGCGCGGUCCGCUGGGGUUGUCCGCAAAGGCCUGGAAUGAAGUGAAAGCACCGGUGAAGAAGCGCAAGUCGUACAAAGACGAGAUCAAAGAGAGGGGCAUGAUUGACCUGGAAGAACAUGACGCCGAGGGCGAAGACGGCGAGCAGGGAUUUGCAAAGUCUGAAAAGGCAGCAGCAGCGCGACAGGUCAAUCUGAGCGCGAAGCUGAGCAAGGACGGCUCAGGCAAAGACGGGGGCACACCCGGCGGCUUCAAGGAGAUGUGGCGGCUGAUCAAGAUCGCGCGACCAGAGGCAGGGACGCUCUCGUGGGCGUUUUUGUUCCUCAUUUGCGGCUCGGCUAUCUCCAUGUCUAUCCCCUUUUCCAUUGGCAAGAUCCUCGAUGCGGCGACGCAGGCGGAGAAGAACGAUGGCUUGCUGUUUGGACUGGAUCAGACGACCUUCUACUUUGGAUUGGCUGGCUUCCUCAUUGCUGGCGCUUCUUUCAACUUUGGGCGCAUCAUCAUUCUCAGGAUUGUUGGUGAGCGCAUUGUGGCACGCCUCCGGUCUCAACUCUACCGCAAGACUUUCGUCCAGAAUGCCGAAUUCUUCGAUGCCAACCGCGUCGGUGACUUGAUCUCGCGUCUUGGUUCAGACACCAUCAUUGUCGGCAAGAGCAUCACGCAAAAUCUCUCUGAUGGUCUGCGUUCGCUGGUCAGUGGUGCAGCUGGUUUCGUCAUGAUGGGCUACGUCAGCAUCAAACUGACUGGAAUCCUCGCAUUAAUCGGCCCACCUGUAGCCAUUGUUGCUUUCUUCUCUGGCCGUGCGCUACGAAAUCUCAGUCGCAAGAUCCAGAAGAACCUCGGUACGUUGACCAAGAUUGCGGAAGAGCGUCUGGGCAAUGUAAGAACAAGUCAGGCAUUUGCCGGAGAAGUACAGGAGGCGGCACGCUACAAUCGACAGAUCAAGCGCAUAUUUUCGCUCGGGAAAAAGGAGGCUAUGGUGGCUGCCAGCUUCUACGGCAGCACUGGGUUAAUGGGCAAUCUGACCAUCAUCGCAAUCCUAUACGUCGGAGGUGGCAUGGUCAAGAACGGCGUUAUCUCCAUCGGUGAGCUGUCGUCAUUCUUAAUGUACACGGCCUACGCUGGGUCGAGCAUGGUGGGUCUCUCAGGAUUCUACGGCGAGAUGAUGAAGGGAGUCGGAGCCGCCAGUCGAUUGUUCGAGCUGCAAGAUCGCGAACCUACCAUUUCACCGACUAAAGGUCUGCCCGUUAAGUCUGCACGCGGGCCGAUCGAGUUCAAGAACGUCACCUUCAGCUAUCCUACUCGGCCGGCGGUGACAAUCUUCAAAGAUCUCAACUUCACGAUCAAAGAGGGCACAAACGUUGCCAUUGUGGCGCCCAGUGGAGCCGGCAAGUCUACUGUGGCUAGUCUGUUGCUACGUUUCUACGUGCCAACAGCAGGAACCAUCACGAUUAACGGACAAGAUAUCACAACCCUGAACGCGAAGCAACUCCGUCGGAAGAUUGGAUUCGUCGGCCAAGAACCUGUGCUAUUCUCAGGAACUAUUGCAGAGAACAUCGCAUACGGUGUGCCGCAAGCCACCCGCGCUGAGAUUGUAGCCGCCGCACGCAAGGCCAACUGUCAAUUCAUCAGCGAUUUCCCCGACGGUCUCGAAACCCACGUCGGCGCCCGCGGCACCCAACUCUCUGGCGGCCAAAAACAGCGCAUCGCCAUCGCGCGCGCCUUAAUCAAAAUGCCCGAUAUCCUCAUCCUCGACGAAGCAACCAGCGCGCUCGAUGCCGAAUCGGAAACGCUUGUUAACCAAGCGCUCAGCAAGUUACUUCUGGACAACAACACGACGAUCAGCAUUGCGCAUCGUCUUUCCACCAUCAAGCGCUCCGAUCGUAUUAUUUGCAUUAAUUCCCAGGGACAGGUUGCCGAGGAGGGCACGUAUGAGGAGUUGACCAAUAAUCCCGAUGGCGCGUUUAAUAAACUCAUGGAGUGGCAGAUGAAUGGGGGGGAGACGGAUGUUAAGCCUCCAAGGCCGACUGAGGAGGAGGAGAUUGAGCGCGAGCUUCAAGGGGAGACGAGGGAGGAGUGCAGCAUUUGGAGUGUUUGUGUUGGAAAGACGAAGCAACUCCGGGAUUUGGAGAAUGACAUGUGCUUCGUUUGGUCGAUGACAGGUUGGCCAGCCGGACUGCGACGACGAGGUACUGGCAGCAUCCUCAACGAUGCACACGCCAGUACAGAUGGAGAGAACACUGCCGCCGGCAACCGCAAGGACGCGCCGCCUUCGCACGACAUGGUGCAUUUCUCAAAUUUACUGAGCGAGAAGCGCAGUUUCGGCGAUUUCAGGACGGUCCUGCACACGGGGUUGUUCAGCCAGCUCGUGGCGAUGGAAGUGCCCGUGGGCGGGGACAUUGGGGACGAGGUCCAUCUCGUCGACCAAAUCCUGCUCUUCACAUCUGGCCGCGGUCUGGCGACGGUCAAUGGUAAGGAUCAGGAGGUUAAGAAGGGCGAUGUUGUCGUUGUGCCCGCGGGCACGCAGCAUCAGUUUGUUAACAAGGGGGAUGAGCCGUUGGAGUUGAUUACUGUGUAUGCGCCCGCCGAGCAUCUACCAGACAGUGUGCAUAAGACUAAGGAAGAGGGGGAUAAGGCGGAGGAUGAUGGGAUUGACGAGGCGCCCGAGUGGAGUCAGAAGAGUAAGAAGGAGAAUGAGGAUAAGGGGCUGAUUAACGAGAGUGGGAAGUAUUGA
Molecule: messenger RNA, 2733 nt
Organism: Parastagonospora nodorum SN15
Lineage: Eukaryota; Fungi; Ascomycota; Dothideomycetes; Pleosporales; Phaeosphaeriaceae
Exons: 7
Coding region: 1-2733 (910 amino acids)
Biological process (GO): transmembrane transport
Cellular component (GO): membrane
Molecular function (GO): ABC-type oligopeptide transporter activity; ATP hydrolysis activity; ATP binding
Source: RefSeq, a predicted model, not a curated record